AGAACAGAAUCUCUAGCUAUGUUUGUUUCGGUAUACUCAAGUACACGCGCCUGAAAAACACAAAUCUAAAAUUCUGACGAUUUUUCAAUAUGAAACUAAGCAGUGGCGGCCAUUUUGAAAAGGCUUCAGAAACAAGAAUUUUUCGGUAUUUUACACGUUACACGUGAGUUUAGAAGGUGGAACACAAAGACAAAAUUCAAUCCAAGGACUUUGAUUUAAACCACCACCUGUAUCCGGUACUGAACCUUCAAAGUGUCAGUCAAGGCCUGUGUGGCAAACACCGCCUAUUAUUUAUCCCUUUAAGCGUGUUAUAUUAAUUAACAACAGCAUCGCUGUACGCUGUGGCGCGAUUUUCACACAGUAUGCUCAUAAAUGCAAUCCGGUUUAAUGUGCAUUUUCUUUCUCUUUCGAGCGGUACGAAAUGAACCAAAGACACCUGCCAUGCAAUUAAAAACACCGUAACCUAGUUACCAUGUAUAACUUCCAUUCAACUGUUAUGAUACUUUAGAUGGGACAUUUCUUUGUAGACAUUCUUUGAAAAAGAUGAGGGUGUUGGUAUCGUCUUUUGGUCAACAAUAGCAAUGACAAAAAAAAACUAGAAAUUCCAUUAGUCAGCGAAGAACCAAAGUACCCUUAAGCUUUGUCAUUUGGCCGGCAGUUUCACAAUCAUUUUCUUGAAAAUAAGAAGUUGAAGAUGAGGGAAGUAUCUGAAUAACUCUUUUAGCUUUUUUCCUACGAAUUCUCAAGGCCCAGGAACUGAGUGUAUUUGAGUCGAGAACUUAAGCUCAAAACUGACUCUUUUUGGCAAUCGGAACAAACAAAUCCGGUGAACACAUUUGCAGGGUAGACUUUGAAUAAGAUUUUGAUUUUUCAGAGGAAGAAGGCAAUUUGUUGUGGGAUCGUUGCUUCGUGCUAAGUUUUGAAACUCUCACUCUUUUCAAGUGUUUGGAUCUCAAGUUGAAGAUGGACUUAUUCUUGGUAGUACUUAUCGCUCUUCAGUUUUUGGUAUCCAUCGUCGGAAUAAUUGGUAACGUAUCCGUCAUCAGGGUUGUUUGGUCGACGCGUUCAAUGCACACGACAACAAACUACCUCUUAGCAAACCUCGCACUGGCUGACAUUAUAACACUGUCUACCAACCCCUACCUGUAUAAAUUCGUAUUUGGAUCACUCCACUUUGGUUAUAAUGGCUGGAGCAAUUUGACCAACGAGUGGAUCUGUAGGGUUUUGCUUGAGAACGGUAUAGUAGGAGUUUUUGUGUGUGUUUCUGUUGCCUUCCUUACCGUCGUGGCUGUUGAGCGUUACCAUGCCAUGGUGAAACCUUUAAGCCACCGAUUCAGACUUGGGAGAGAACAAGUAUGGAAGGUCGUAAUGGUCAUAUGGUUUGUUAGUAUUUUACUAAAUAUUCCAAUUUUCAUCGACGUUAAAUUUGAUCCACAGCUAAACGUAUGCAGAUCUGCCUUCGACUUUACUACUGGAAAAGAAACAGCUACUUAUCUUGCUUUCUAUCUUGGCAUUAAUAUCUGUAUUCCUGGAUUGAUAAUCACUGCUUGCUAUUUGUCCAUUUUAAAGGGCCUACUCAUAACUAACUCCAUCUGCUCUGAGACUGUUGAAACGAUUCAAGGGCGAGAGGAAAAGAAAAAGCUGGCAAAACUCUUAGCAUCAGUUACGGGCGUCUACUUUAUCUGUUUUGCGCCUUUUGUCAUUUUUAUGAUUUACUUGACCGCCGAGAAAUUCCUAAACAACCAAGACAAGAAUUCCUCUCCCCUCCUUAAUUAUACGUACUUCGUUCUUACUUCUCUAAUUUUCUCAAACUCAUGUCUUAAUCCAGUGUUGUACGCGUUUCAAAGCUCCAGCUAUCGACGAGGCUUUGCAAAACUUUACACGUGCAAUUGCUUGAGAGCAAAGCGACAGAUUGUACAAGUCGAAUCUUUUAGCAUGGCUACUGACGCGAGAUUAAGAACCCAGCAACAAAGUACGCACAAUCUCUAAGCUUGGGAGGUGAAACUCGACGAGUGGACAUGAUGGAAUCUUUGAGACAAUUUGAGUAAAGGGUGAAAAAUCCAAAUCAUUUGGCCUUUAAAGGAGCUAUGUCAUCAUCGGCCAUUGCGCAUCUACUGUGAUAUCCAUCACAGUGGAACAAGGCUAAGAUAGAAUUUUUUUUCGUGGAGUGACAAAUGUAAUGACGAAAGACAACUAAUCCCUUAGAGCAUGGAUUUGUUGGCAUCGUUUUUCUGAGGUAAAAAAAAAAUGAGAAAGUCCUUUACAGGUGUAAAAAUAAUGUGAUCUAUCUUCUGAAAUACCAGCAGGGUGAAAUUUCAAUGGCACUCUAACCCGUUGUGUAAAAACAUCGAGAAUUCCUGAAAAGGAAACGAUUGCCUUUAAUUCAAUUAUCUGAGUAAUUAAAAAACUCCACAGGACUUAGGAUACGCUACUGAUUACCGCUAUUUGGUCAAUGUACAAAGCCUUUCCUGUCAUUUCAGCAUACAGGAUAUUUUGGGUGAAACAAAUUGUUUAUUUCUCCGUAUUUUUAAAAAAUAAUAACAGCAGCUGAAAACUCUGAAAUUUUAAUCGCCCUUAAUCAAAGCGAUAAAAAAGGAACGCAGGAUUGUUUAACGUGUUUUUAAUUAAAUGUUGUAAAAUGAGCUUCUUUGGGCGGCCCUUAAACUUGGUUUUUAUAUAGUAAAUCUGCCAAAAUGUUCUCGCGAGCCUUUGGUUUUUCUCUGACGACCGUAAAACGACCCGUCGCUUCUAUCGUAUCUGUUGCAAGGGUCGUCCCAUCGAGCGGUUCAAUAUAGUCGUAAGGCUCGCGAGGAUUUUUUUUGCAGACGAUUGUUACAACCCUUAUGCCGGUUACGACUAAAUAAAAACCAGGCUUUACAGAGCGAGCACGCAAACGGUUUGUUGUCCUGAAAUGUAGAAUGCUAGAUUGAAAACGUGACCAAAGAGACACCAAUAUCUUUUUCCGAAAAUCUAUACCAUAUAUAUACCAGGGGCGGAUCCAGGAUUUCAAAAUGGGGGUUGGAUAAUGGCCGGAUAGACGGCCUAUAACUGAUCCAGUGGUUCUCGAUAGGUAAGAUCAUAAGAUCUUACUUCACAAGGAAUUGGAUUUGUCGCGUCAGCGAAGUCAAGCAGGCGAAGGAAAAUGGACAGUACCUCAGACCCGGCACUUAGACAUUUAUUUUCUUCAAAUAGAGAUUUUUUCUACUCAAAAAGGGGGGUGGAUAUCCACCCAAUCCACCCCCCCCCCCCUGUAUCCGCCCCUGAUAACACUGUGUACAAUUUUAACAUAUGCAGGUCAUUUACGCGUGAAUCUAUAUAGCGAGCUUAGGUCGGAAUUCUUUUUUACUUUAAUUCAACCAAGGUGUGAUAAGUUCAAAAGACUGGCUCGCAAACGUAUGCAAUAGGGGACUCGCGCUGAUAGAUCACGUGACUGUUUGGGUGGCAAACUAGCUCGCGCCCAGGCUUUUAGCGGUAAAAUAACAGCAACAAAAAUCCACUUAUUUAUCGCUUACGAAAAAAAACCAGAUUUUUUUUUUAAUGGGUUUAGUUUUAUUUAAAGAUUUUAUUUUUACGUCGUUCUCUGGUUUGACGGGUGCAGUCAUUUCUGUGAUUAUUUUCGUUUGAAUUUGUUACUCAGAAAGGUCACGUGAUCUCUCCAAGUCCCCUAUUAAAGAAGUUCCUGCUAUGUUCUGUUGGCAGUGAACAGAUGAAGCAUUUCUUUGCCUUGCUGGUUUGCUAGUGAAGUUUAUGCAAAUCAGGCAAAAUUUCUCGUACAACUGUCAAAGCUUUUCGAGUUUCAGAUGGGCGUGGAUUCGAAAAUUUUCGGAAAAUAACAGAAGCAACACUAGAAAAUAAUUGCAGUAGUCUAUAUUUAUUUUGUAAAUAACGGUUUAUUGUCCAAAUAAGUGAAGAAAAAAUACUAUUCUUAUUUGUCGGUAUUGCUGUGUCGCUUAACGAAUGAUGGUGACGAGGAGAUAUAUAAUUAUUGUGAUAUAUUGCUGAUUAUCAGUUGAUUUGUAUUCUGCUGAUGAUAUCAAUGAUGAUAAUGAUGAUAUGCUGAUUGUAUGACGUAUGAGUUUUUCUAGAGGACCCUCGCGAUUUGUCUUUCUUGAUAUUUUACUCGGAAAAAUCUAACCUUCGACAAAUAAUGUUUCCGUAUUCAGGUCUUAUGACUACUCUGUGAGGUGAAUGUAAGAAUGUAGUGUGUAUAAAUAUAUCUAUAUGACGUACCAACUAACACGUGAUGGUGCGCCGACAGCAAAAGCGAGUACACGUGACAUUCACUAAGAAAAGUCCAACUUUAUGUUAGUGUGACAAGUGUGACUUGGGCCACCAAGACAACGUUCUACGAAUAAAAAUUGCAAUUUACCAA
Molecule: messenger RNA, 4372 nt
Organism: Nematostella vectensis (starlet sea anemone)
Lineage: Eukaryota; Metazoa; Cnidaria; Anthozoa; Actiniaria; Edwardsiidae
Product: somatostatin receptor type 2-like
Exons: 1
Coding region: 964-1989 (341 amino acids)
Biological process (GO): G protein-coupled receptor signaling pathway
Cellular component (GO): membrane
Molecular function (GO): G protein-coupled receptor activity
Source: RefSeq, a predicted model, not a curated record